Metschnikowia bicuspidata var. bicuspidata NRRL YB-4993 is the source of this 727-nucleotide messenger RNA. It is a transcript of the gene KRE1, whose product is annotated as Kre1p. The transcript has a single exon. The record is from RefSeq and is a predicted model, not a curated record. NCBI's taxonomy places the organism in Eukaryota, Fungi, Ascomycota, Pichiomycetes, Serinales, Metschnikowiaceae. Bases 142 to 522 code for a protein of 126 amino acids. Gene Ontology annotation, biological process: fungal-type cell wall organization.
CCCAUCUAUAUCAGAUCCUCUCAUCUAUAUCAGACCCCCAUCUAUAUUCUCCCAUCCAAACUCCCAUCCUUGCACCACCGCCAUAGGGCCAACCACUACACAGACCAUAUACAUCAAACGUUGUUCCACAUCUCCCUCAUCAUGCAUUUUCUCCACAUUUUCACCCUUAUUUUUGCAUCUUUAGUGGCCGCAACAUCCUCGUCAUCCUCAUCAUACACUACAUCUACAACAGCGGCCACCACCACAUUGGUGUGGGUCACAGGCACCAACAGUAAUGGGGUCACCGUCACCACGCAAUCUGCAUACACCCAACAAUUCACUAGUUUUUACACGUCAGUUGCUCUGCCUUCCUCUGGGUCGAUCGGUAUUGGAACCGAGUCCGGAACCGUUGGAGUGAUCAGAACAUAUUCGUACACUACGAUCAAUGGCGCCGAUGGAAUGGUUGCUGGCAGACCGACGGGAAUUUUUAUCACUAGCAUAGCGCCGCUCCUCUCGGCCAUUUUCGGUCUUUUCAUGUUGUAAGUCGGUUUUUCGAUUUCAGAAACGGCAAACCUCCAGACACAGCUAACGUCCUUCUUGACAAUACCAUCAUUUAAACCGUAUAGAACAAUACUACAAAUAAUUUGCAGUCAUACUAAGCAACACCUUUAGUUAUGUCCAUCCCUCGAUAGCUUGUUUCCAAACAACUGUGCAAGCCUUGUUUUCUGACUCAGAGAAGCGAUGGCAA